UGGAUGGAGGUCAAAGGUUGUAAUGGGUGGAGUUCACUAUGCAAAGUACAUUGACACUGAGAUCUCUUCCACUCGCCAUCACACACAUUAGCAAGCUCUCAGCAGCUGGCUUCGAGACAGUGGGAGACCUCAGAGAUGUAGGAAUCAUAGAUUUGAGCAAGGAGACGGGCUUGUCUCAUUCGGAGGCUUUGGAGGUGUUGAGGGUUGCGAGAGAGACCAGUGCAUGUGUGGGUGGUGUGGGUGUGAGUGCUUUAGAGCUGCUGAGGAGCGAAGUGGAGGCCGCCCAUGUGGUCACUUUCUCCUCUCAGGUUGACUCAAUGCUGGGAGGAGGUGUGCCAGUUGGCAAGAUUACCGAGAUCUGUGGAGCCCCUGGUCUGGGAAAAACGCAGCUCAGCAUGCAGGUGGCAGUGGACGUGGCCAUACCGGAAGUGUUUGGAGGACUGGGAGGGGAAGCCAUCUAUAUAGACACUGAGGGCAGCUUUGUCGUGGAGAGGGUUGUGGACAUGGCUAAAGCAGCUGUAGCUCACCUGACCACCGUGGCUCAGUCCAACCACGACCAGGACAUGGAGGCUGGUCUGAGUGGGUUCACAUUGGAGGGGGUGCUCUCAGGGAUACACUACUAUCGUUGUCACGACUACAUCGAGUUGGUGGCUCUCGUCAAUCUCCUUCCAGACAUAAUUAAUCAACACCCUAAAGUAAAAAUGGUGGUGGUUGACAGUAUUGCAAGUCCAUUCCGGUACGGGUUUCAGGACAUGGGGCUCCGGAACCGAAUUUUGAGCGGUCUGUCUCAGAACCUCAUACAACUGGCUGUUACAAAACACAUUGCCGUUGUUCUCACCAACCAAAUGACAACCAAAAUUAGCGAGGGAUCGAAUAAAACGGCACAGCUGGCUCCUGCUCUAGGAGACAGCUGGGGGCACGUGGCCACGGUGAGGGUGGUGCUCUACUGGAGUGGAGGGGUGAGAUAUGCCUGGCUACUCAAGAGCCCUAACAGCAGAGAGCAAACUGUUGCCUUUCAGAUCACUGGUGAUGGAGUGAGGGACGCUCAGUCCGAGUCUGAUUCGACACCCCCCACCCAGAUACCCCCCGCAGAGCAGGACGACUAUGACUAUGACUGCCUGGAUGAGCUCAUGCUGGAGGUCCCUGACAGUGAACUACUGGCCCACUCGAAGCCUGUCAAGAGAAAACUGGAGGAAUUGUCUGAGCUCAGUGCAAAGGAAUUCACGUCAGCUGGCGGCCAGUUACCAAAGAGACCACAUCCUGAACAUUGAAUGACAGUAGAGUUCCCAUUCAUAUAAUGCCCAAAUAUCCAAUCUCAUCAUUAUUACCUUAUGUGAA
Molecule: messenger RNA, 1338 nt
Organism: Halichondria panicea
Lineage: Eukaryota; Metazoa; Porifera; Demospongiae; Suberitida; Halichondriidae
Product: DNA repair protein RAD51 homolog 3-like
Exons: 10
Coding region: 39-1271 (410 amino acids)
Biological process (GO): DNA repair; reciprocal meiotic recombination; meiotic DNA recombinase assembly
Cellular component (GO): Rad51C-XRCC3 complex; Rad51B-Rad51C-Rad51D-XRCC2 complex; replication fork
Molecular function (GO): ATP-dependent DNA damage sensor activity; crossover junction DNA endonuclease activity; four-way junction DNA binding
Source: RefSeq, a predicted model, not a curated record